AUGGCCGAGAAGCGCAGGCUUCCGCCGCGCGAGCGACGCGAACCCGCCAAAAGACGUGUCUCCGAAGCCACGCCGCAAUCUCACAGGAAAAAAGCACCUACACCGCGCGCGCCAUCACCAGCUGAACCAGUUGAUGCUCCUUUACCGACGAAGAUCAAGGAUACAGAUCCCUUACCUAUUAUCCGGCACCGGCAAUCGAAAACAUUGCCGGACAAGGAGUAUCAGUCAAUCGCUGAAAGCGCAGUUCUCCUCACCUCACUCGAGCGCUCGAAGAAGAAGUGGUUGAGCGAUGGCAUCCUCGUUCGAUAUUAUACAAAACCCAAGAAGACAAAGCGCGAGCAGAUCGAAAAGAAAAACCCACCCAAGGAGUCCAUGUUAAAGAUCGGACCAUGCGAUGUCACCGUCGGACCUCAUCUGUUCGAUGCCGUGAUUUAUGUUGUAAAAGAUCCCAAUGCACCUCCAAGUCUGCAAUACGCACCCCCUCAGCGACCUUCGGUUCAAUGGGGCGUCCCCCAUACCGUAUACAGACCGUACGGCUCUCCAUCUAAUGCGCAACGACCUACACAAUAUUCUCCCGCUCCUGCAGGACGUCCCGGAUAUCCAGGAAGCCAGCCUUCACCUCAGCAACCCCAUGGCCCGAACACAGGCAACGCACCCUCUCCCCAGGGAGGACAACGACCGGCGCAAGGACAGAAAGGUCCCAAUGGCCAACCUGCGAAGCCUAGUCCGGAUCCCGUGAUUCAAAUGCUGGCUACAAGGGCAGCCGCAGACCCCGAGCUCAAGGCACUGAUGCGCGUCGUGGCCUCCAGCCAGGCAUCGCAGGAGCAGCUCCGGGCUUUCCAGGCACACAUUGAUGAACUUAACGCCAUAAUAAAAUCGAGAGAACAGCAAGAACAACGCCAGAAAUCUGCGGCUGGAACACCUACUCCGGCAUCACAAACACAAUCCACCCCUCAGCCACCGCAGAAGCAAGACAGCGAGGCAAAACCAGCCUCCCAGACAUCAAAGGCUCCAAUUGCUACUGGCUCGGUGAACGUCAAGGAAGAGCCGACGGCCACAGGGACUGCUGCGUCUCAACCCACGCCAUCCGAACCAGCGCGUCCAGCAGUAGUGCCCUCGCACUCUGCGACUCCUGGCCCUGCAAGCACACCGCUUCCUGCCUCCACGCCGGGACCCCAGCAGAGCCCUGCAGUACAACCUCUACCGCCAGCAGGAGCUCAACAACUUGGACCACGGCCAGGACCGCCGUUCACCCCCUACCAACAACCUUCUUACGGGCUCCAAGCUCCGCUCCAGUCCCGCCCACCUCAAUAUGGUACACCUAGCUCAUACCCUCGACCCCCAACGAUUCCAAUCGCCCCUCCACGAGUGAGCUACAGCGCCGUGGUUUUCGAAUUCACCUCUCCCUUGACACCGUACGGAAGCAGCACGUCAGGCCAUGCUGGCUCCGGAGACCGUUACCUGUUUCCCGAACACACAAUUCUGGAAUGGCUCCCAGCCGAAAACACAGUCAUUGCUUCAUUCUUGGUCGUCCGAAAGGUUGAUCCAAAUACCCCAUUCCCCCUCGAAGUCCCCACAGAAGGCGCAUCCAAAAGCAAAUCAAAGGGCAAGGGUGCAUCCAAAGCCAAAGGCGACAAGAAGGUCAAGGCCGAAAAAGGCCAACAACCGAACGAGUCCCCGGCACCCAACCAACCAGUCGCGCCAACCGACACGCCCCAAAAGCAAGAGCCCAUUGAUCCUGCAACACCAGGUCUACCCAGCACCCCAUCCGAGGCAAAUUUGAAAGAAUACUGGCAACCAGUGACCUUCCGCAUCCACGCCCCCAACGCCAAAAUCUUAGAACCGCUAGCUCGUGUGGUGAAGCCAGCGGACGAAGUCCGCAAAUACAUGAACGAGAUCAUGGACCGGGCUGAACGUUCCCCGGAUGGAUACCUAGCACUGCAGCUACCACGCGAAGAGGCCCAUGAGCCCUUCGAGGCAGAAGGUACACCUGCCUCUUCUGGUGCAGGCACCAGAAGCCGUCUUUCUCGUGUCCAGCAUGCAGAAGAGUCAGAGGUUGAAACCACCGGCUUCGAGUUCGAGGAGGAGGAAGAGGAGGAUUUGAAGGAUUUCUAUGAUGCUCCUAGUGGGCUGCCGCCGAUGGUGGUAUGA
Molecule: messenger RNA, 2151 nt
Organism: Penicillium soppii
Lineage: Eukaryota; Fungi; Ascomycota; Eurotiomycetes; Eurotiales; Aspergillaceae
Exons: 2
Coding region: 1-2151 (716 amino acids)
Biological process (GO): chromatin remodeling
Cellular component (GO): Swr1 complex
Molecular function (GO): ATP-dependent H2AZ histone chaperone activity
Source: RefSeq, a predicted model, not a curated record